GCAUCACCUGUCACAGUCAACUUCUCACUUUUCAAUCGCUCUCCAUUCACCCAUCAAGCCAUUCUUUCUACAAGAACCUCGUAAGCGAUCCACUUCCAUUUGACAAACACUCCUCAUCUUCACCUCUUUCCACCUUUCAAACCAAACCGCUCCGAUCCAGCUACACAACCGACAAUGGCUGAGCCCGUUGAACCACCCGUUACACUCUCAGAAGAGUCAUCCGCCGCAAUGGAGGUCUACAAUUCAGUCAAAGUAUCCCUCGCAGAUCUAUGCGCCAAGGGUACCGCCCAAUAUGCACACAAGAACUACGAAGAGGCGUCAGACCUGUAUGCGCGAGCUUCAGAGCUUCAAGCUGAACUCAAUGGCGAGAUGUCCCCUGAUAACGCGGAGAUCUUGUUCCUGUACGGCCGAUCACUCUUCAAGGUUGGACAGAGUAAAAGCGAUGUCCUAGGUGGCAAGGCCGGAGCUGAGAAGAAGCCGAAUGGUGCUGCGAAGGCGAAGAAGGCGGCACCCAAACAAGAGCUCAAGAGCGAGAGUGAGAAGAUUGCUGAGGAGGGCGUUGCGAUUAUUGCGGAGCAAAAUGACAGUGGAGCAAAGCCUGAGGAGGGAGUCGAUGCGAAGAAGCCAUUAUUCCAAUUUACUGGCGACGAGAACUUUGAGGACUCUGAUGAUGAUGCAGAGGAGGAGGAGGGCGAAGGUGAAGCCGAGGAGGACGAUGAUCUUGCAGCCGCCUUCGAGGUACUUGACCUUGCACGAGUCCUAUUCACAAAGAAGUUGGAAGGGCCAGAGGAGGAUACAGGCAAGGGCAAGGAUAUUGGCGAUUCUCUAAUGACAAAGCACAUCAAGGAGCGGCUGGCAGAUACUCAUGACCUUUUGGCGGAGAUCUCACUCGAAAACGAGAGAUUCCCAGGUGCUGUUGUUGAUUUCAGAGCUGCUCUAGCACACAAGCAAGAGCUGUAUCCUGAGGAGUCGGAGAUCAUUGCAGAGGCUCAUUUCAAAUUGUCUCUUGCUUUGGAGUUUGCCUCAAUCACGAGAACCAAGGAUGAGGGCGAAGAGGCAGCAGAUGUCACGGAGGCAGAGACCCAUGUCGAUCAAGGCAUGAGGGAUGAAGCUGUCAAGGAGUUGGAGGCGGCGAUCAACAGCACGAAGCUCAAGUUGCAAAGCAAGGAGGUGGAACUUGCUUCAACCUCAUCUCCUGACGACAAUGAGGUCACCCGAGCACAGAUUGCUGAGGUAAAGGAGAUUGUUACUGAGAUGGAAGGUCGCCUUGCUGAAUUGAAAGCUCCUCCGGUCGACGUCAAGGACGCUUUGUACGGCCCAACAGGUGCCCUGGACGUCAAUCCUAGUGGUGGUAUCCUUGGAGCUACGUUGGGCGAGUCGCCAGCAGAAGCUGCAGCCAGAAUUGAGGAGGCCAAGAAGACAGCAACUGAUCUCACCGGUCUGAUUCGCCGUAAGAAGGCGAAGCCAGAUGCCCCCACUCCUGAGCCAGCGUCAAGCACUAAUGGCACCAAUGGAAAGCGCAAGGCUGAGGAUGAUGCCGAGGAGAGUGACAGCAAGAAAUUCAAGGUUUAUGAACCCCCUUUGAACGGUGCGCAUGAUGGUGAUGAUGCGAAAAAGGCAAUGGUUGAGGAUGCUGCUGAUGACUAAGGGGUUUUUAAUAUCUGCAGGUGGUCUUCUCUGUUACUACAGUAGAUGGGAUUGCGGACCGGAAAAUAUGGCGGCGUUUGAUACUGGAUACAUACCAAGGGGAGCAUAUUGCUUUAAAUAUGCCGGGUUUGCACAUGUCACAUGGGAUAUGAUAUGGGUUGCACUAAUGCAUUUUCAUUCGCAUUUUGAAUUCUUAGGCUUUGAGCUCAUCGCGUGCAAUUUCUAACUACCUCGAUGCAUUAAGAUCCAUGGCCGUCUGUCAAGCAUGAGAACUUGAUAGUUGCACGGUGCAGAGAGCAGAAGAGUGCCAGAGAAUCAACGAUAUGUACCAGCGUUGUAGUGC
Molecule: messenger RNA, 1990 nt
Organism: Hyaloscypha bicolor E
Lineage: Eukaryota; Fungi; Ascomycota; Leotiomycetes; Helotiales; Hyaloscyphaceae
Exons: 4
Coding region: 175-1647 (490 amino acids)
Biological process (GO): DNA replication-dependent chromatin assembly; CENP-A containing chromatin assembly
Cellular component (GO): nucleoplasm
Molecular function (GO): histone binding
Source: RefSeq, a predicted model, not a curated record